CCUUCGUCCGCCACAUACACUCAUCAAACUAAAGGCAGCCCGAAAAUUUACGGUGACUUGUUCGCGCGACUGGACUCGCAUCGGGACCGUUUGGGGGACGUUUCUGUAUAUUUUUUUUUCACACACAUUAAUUAGAGGAGGUUUCGGUUUAAGCGGCGCGUUCUUGGAGUGUAGACACUAUGUGAACAUGUGAAAACUGGCGUGUGAUUUUACGGUGGCGAAGUCGGGGUGAGGGAGGAUGGUGGUGUCGGAGUGCGGGCUGUGGUGUUCCUCAAGGUUUGUGACGUGAGGAGGGCCCCCAGCAACGCCGCCAUGUUUGGGGCAAAUCCAGAUUCGACGUGCAUCUAAUAUGUUCUUAUUGGCUGCUGGGAUACUGCUACUCAGUACUGGAUUAGCAGGUUCGAUGCCCGGAGGUCCCGGCGUUCCCGAGAACAUAACUGUCACGUUUUUGAACCCGACGUCGGUCAAAGUGUCGUGGGCCACUUCCCACGAGAAUGCCGACAAGUACGACGUCACGUACAAACCGACAGAUGCCAGUUACAGGGUGGUGGCGGUGGUCGCGGGCAACUCGGACGCUGUAACGCUGAGCGGCCUCAAGGCGGACACCCAGUACCAAGUGACCGUUGCCGCCGUCUGGGCAGGCAAGAAGUACCGCAGCAGGCCCAUCGUCUUCCGCACACUGGAGCAUAUGUGUGUUCCAGAGCCACCUCGGUCGUCCCCCCAGCAGGACCCGAUGGCCUCCUUCCCCACGGAGCCCCCGACGCCUCCCCGGGAGCCCGUCCAGGCCCAGACGCCUGCCGACACCUUCGAAUAUCCCCAAACUAGUUCCACUGUUAGAGGCGUAGAAAUAGGUAUAGUUCUCCUGGUGCUGGUGGUGUGGAUAGCGGCGAUAGCGCUGUUCUUCAACCGCUGGGGCAAGAUCCGAAUGCUGUUGCCGUACCAACCGGACUAUAAACAGGAACAGCUCAAAGUUCCGGGGACGGCGGCUUGUGCAGCUGCCGUCGCGUCCGGCAACACCUGCACGCACCAUUCCGGUGACCACAUCUGCCAACAGGAGAACUUCAUCAUCAGAGAGGGGGGCCUUCAAGGUCAGGAUCAUUACCUGGAUAAUCUUAAGAUUCAUGCUCAACCGCCACGCAGCCCCAGGCCGCGCAUGAACUCGGCCAUAUUCGUGUCGAAUAGUGGCCCAGGCUUCGACUCCAAGGAGUUCUUCCGACGGCACGGCUCCGUGUCGAGGCUCUGCAGGAAGGCGCGCAGCGUCGACAACAUCAGUCUUGACGAGCAGCAUUUCGGACUGCCGACGCUCUCGGUCUCGGGACCGUCGCCACCGGAAGAGGAUGAGAGGGACAUCGAAGAGACUGAGCGCUUCUUGAAGGAUUAAGGGGGAUCGUCAAGUUUUUGCCAGGAUGAACAGUGAAAUAUUCAUUUCGAUUGCAUCGAUUCGAAACACUUUCACUGGGAACUUUGCAUGAGUCAACGAAAAUUAAUAACAUAAAAACUGAACAACCAAACUUCCAAGACCAGUAAUUAUUUACCAACUAACGAAUUUAUACGUAGGCUCUAAUUUGUACAAUAUUAAUUAAUUCUACUAGUGUAGAUCAGUUUGAGGAGAUCGUACUCACAGUAAAUUGUCAGUUCAGUUUUUAUACGUAGGAUUUUAUAGGGGAGUCAACAUAAAGCACAAAACGGGGCCAUUUCAUCAAAAAGACAAAAAUCUAAAUCAUCAGCAUCCAUGAAGAAAUAUAUAAAUUGUGGACUUCUUCCGCCACGUCAUCUGUAUAUAGUUUAUUUCCUUAUUUCAAGCAAUAAGCGUCUUGUGAACAAUUUUAAACAAACACUUAAAACGGUGCCAAUGUGUGAAUCGUAUGAUCUGCAAGUAUAUCUUCUCGUGUAUAGACAACUUUGUAUGGUUCGGUUUUUCUAUAUAUUUCGUUUAGAUUCGUAGACCAUAAAAAUAUGUCACUAGUUAGAAGGGAAAUUUUAGUGGCCUGUUAUCCUGGGUUAGUUUUCAUUAAAGUUUGAUGUUUCGGAUGACCUGUGGCAACAUGUCUUUACUGAUCUUGUAGUAACUUGGACGCAUACUUCUUUGGACUCGACUAAAGUAUCAUUAUCAUAUUUUCGACAUAUCAAAAGAGAAAAAUUAAAUAAAAAUUAUAUGAACUGAAAGUAUAUAUAAUAAAGUGAAUUUUUACUUGGGUAUUUUUAAAAGACGACUGUUCUUUAAUUUAAUUAUUUAUGGGAGUUACAAAGUGUUGGGAACACGUUUUUAAUAGACGUUCAAUCAAUACCAGACGUAAAUAUUUAAAGGCUCAAUUCCCAGAGGCCUAUUCAAAACUCUGGCGUAAGGUGGUGUUGCCUGUUUACAUUUUCUGAUCCAUUUAAACGGUUAUCAAUGUCACCCAAAGGUAACUGAAUAACCGGGUGAUACGAUAAAAGAACGGAGAAUUAAAGCAAUUGAUAGACCAUGUAGAGUAUAUGGGACCAACAUGUGAAUUGUGAAAUUGUGAGCUUUAAAACUUAAAAUGUUAACAUAUAAAUAUAAAAUUGUUGUUCAAAGACGUUUGCGUUCACUCGAUAUAUUUAUAGCUUUAAACAAUAUAGAAAUUAAGAAUAUUUGCGGAAAUUAGAUUAUCGUAAGAGGUCCAAUAUUAACACAAUUUUUAGAUCAAUUAAUUUUGUUGCGUAAAUGUUAUUUUGUCCUUAUUUUAUUUUCGUAUAGGGCACUUUAGUUGAACAAACCAAAUUCUUUAUUAUUGUCAAUUAUUGAAAACAAUGGUUAAACACCUGAUCUUGUCUAAAGUGCAUCUAUAUGAUCCGUUGUACAAGAUUUUUUUAUAGUAUAAUAAGAUUUUAAAUUCAUGUAAAAAAUUGCUUAACAGAAUAUUUUAUGGUUUUAAUUUUUCAUGCUAAUAAUUGAGAUUAAAACGAAAAGAAAUGCUGACAAUAUAGCUAUGUUAAUCCCUCCCAUAGUUGAUAGGCACAAUUCGUAUAUUCUGGACCAACUUAGGCCUAUUAUCUAUAUGUUCAACAUAUCAACGUUAUCAAUCACAGAAGAUUCUCAACCAAGAAAGAACCAAAAAAUUAUCCAUAUUGGCAUGAUUAAAAUGGUGAAAUUAAACUUCUUGGAUUAAUUCAUUUUGGUGGUGAGCAUGAUCAUAUAUUGUAUGUAAAAAUAUUCCAUGAUAAUAAUAUAUACUUAUAUAAAUAUACACUAGAUAGUCAAACUUAAGAAGCUUUAAAAACAAUUAUAAUCAAUUCAAUAUUAUUUCUACUAUUUGAAAGCUUUUACAUCAGUCAAUUAUAAUAAAAACAAACUUUUCAUUCUAUUCAAAUCUCACUAUCAAUUUUAUUCCAAGUUCAAAAUUAUCCAAACGGUUUCCGUAACCAAAAAUUGUUUUAUAGCAAUUUCUAUGUUUUAAUUAAAUGUAACUGUGAUUAAAAAUAAGGCCUUCUUACCUUGUAAUUAUUUUUGGUAUUGAUCGACUGUAGUGUCUACUAAAACUUUAUUUAUCCCUAUUUAUUAUAAAAGAUCUUAUACAUACUUGUAUUAUUUUGUAAAUAAAUUGUCACUCAUUUAUUUGUGUAAUGCAAUAAACUCUAAUAUAUGA
This is a messenger RNA of Aethina tumida (small hive beetle), 3608 nucleotides long. RefSeq lists its product as uncharacterized. The coding region runs from base 350 to 1381 and encodes 343 amino acids. NCBI's taxonomy places the organism in Eukaryota, Metazoa, Arthropoda, Insecta, Coleoptera, Nitidulidae. The record is from RefSeq and is a predicted model, not a curated record. The transcript has 9 exons. Gene Ontology annotation, molecular function: protein binding.